Molecule: messenger RNA, 894 nt
Organism: Solanum dulcamara
Lineage: Eukaryota; Viridiplantae; Streptophyta; Magnoliopsida; Solanales; Solanaceae
Exons: 4
Coding region: 1-894 (297 amino acids)
Source: RefSeq, a predicted model, not a curated record
AUGAAGGAAUCUGAGACAAUUAAGGAAUACUCAGAAAAACUUAUUAGUGUGGCCAAUAAGGAACAAAGAAAAAUGAUGAAGAAUGAGGCAACUGUUGAAGGAGCGUUGCAAGCAAGGCAACAUUUCAAUUCUAGAGGCGAAGGCAAGAAGCAAAAUUUCAAGAAGGGCUAUGCUGCAGAAGUCAAAAAAAGAGGCAAUGCAGAAGUCAAAAAAAGGGGCUGCCGCAAACUUUUUUUGACAUUGGUUGUUGAAAACGUAAAGUAUCAUAAACUCGGCUACGCUGAGAUUAUUUGCAAGGAGAAAGGACCACAACAAUUAAAUGAAGCACAAAUUGUUGACCAACAAGAAGAAGAGGAAUUGUUUGUGGCUACCUGUUUUGCAAGUAAAAGUCCAAGCGAAAGUUGGUUAAUUGAUAGCGGUUGUACAAAUCACAUGACUCAUGAUGAGGAGAUUUUUAGAGAGUUAGACAGACAUGUAGUCUCUAAAGUCAAAAUCGGUAAUGGUGAUUAUCUCCCUGCAAAAGGAAAAGGCACAAUUGCUAUUGAAAGCUACUCAGGUACAAAGUUAAUUUCAAAUGUACUUUUUGUUCUUGAUAGAAAUUUGUUGAGCAUGGGGCAAAUUUUGGAGAAUGGUUUUAAGCUUAAUUUUGGGGACAACAAGUGUGUCAUAUUUGAUCCAAAGGGUCAAGAAAUUUGUCAAGUUAAAAUGAGAGGAAUUUUUUUUUCUUUUGAUCCAACAGAGGGAAAGUGUGCUGCCUAUCCGAGCCAAGAAGUGACAACAGAUGUUAAGAGGGACAAGUUAGACAAGAAAGCUGAAUCUGGAGGCUUUAUUGGUUACAGUAAAUCUCUAAAGCUUACCGAAUUUUUCAGCCUCAUACUAGAAAAAUUAUGGUAA